Haliotis rufescens (red abalone) is the source of this 1124-nucleotide messenger RNA. RefSeq lists its product as uncharacterized. The transcript has 5 exons. Lineage: Eukaryota; Metazoa; Mollusca; Gastropoda; Lepetellida; Haliotidae. The coding region runs from base 247 to 1062 and encodes 271 amino acids. The record is from RefSeq and is a predicted model, not a curated record.
UAGAUUGUCUAUAUAUGAUCCUCUACAUGGUUGUAUGUAACAUAUAUAGUCUAGUAUAUGAUCGCUUUGUUGAACGGGGCCGCUUUACGUAAUAUUAAAUUUCUAAACUGUUUGCACAUCAGCUAUGUUACAUGCAUUGAAUGUUACAAAUACCAUCUUGACACAAACAGUAGAAAACGGGUUAGUGGGUCGUUACAGAAAUCAGAUUAAAUCUAAUCACCUGCUGUCGUACACGAAGGCGCCAUCAUGACCCGAUCGUGCCAUUUGACCAUUCUUCUGUUAGGUAUUCCUCUGGGUCUGCCUGCCUGGACGCCCAAGCUCUUGACUCCAGGAGAGUUCCUAGACUAUUACAUCAACGCCGCAGCUCUCAGCUACUUCGUGAACAUCAAGCAAUGCACCAACGACAUCUACAGCAACAUUACGAUGUAUUCGUAUGGGGAUGUCAUCACCAAUGGCUACGUGACCAGUUACCCUACUGGAAAGUUCAUCUUGACGUACAGCUCAGACAGGGAGGUCGACGGGAGGCACCUCAAUCUAACUGGUCCUGCUAUCAGGUCAACAGGCAUUGCCCUUGACGACUCACCAGAUGUGCUUGUGGGUAUGAACGACAUCAAUCCCGCUACCGGAAGCGUAAUGGACCAAUCACAAGUUGUCUGCAAAAACGAGGGAAACGACCAAGGGGGUUUUCAGUUGUUUGCUCAGACGCCUAAAGGAACUCUACUGACGACGUUGAAAGAUGUUCAGAUGUCGCUUAUGACUGGGGAGAUUGUGUAUUACGUCUUUGAUAUCUACCACUGCGUACCUGUACAACCAUUGGAUGCCAAACAGUACUACGCUGGAAGAAUCGUAGAUUUUCGGAUCAACAAGAAGGGAGCAAUGGUAUUUUCGGAUCGCCUCCUUGGCCUGGGGUUCAUUACAGUCUUCAAUGUUGAGCUGACGUCCGAAACUAACGUCACAAUUGACAUGUACAUGUACUCGCGACAAACAUCGGAGUCAACCCAUUUGGCCAACAAAAAAUGCAUAUAUGGAGAUACACUUAAAAUCUACAAACAUGCUCAGUAAAGUAAGUGUUUCUGUUCACAAAUCAGUUGAUAGACCAAUAAAAUUACUGCAGUUUGUCCCAA